Molecule: messenger RNA, 2756 nt
Organism: Cuscuta campestris
Lineage: Eukaryota; Viridiplantae; Streptophyta; Magnoliopsida; Solanales; Convolvulaceae
Source: the annotation of a GenBank genome assembly
AGUGUAGCUCGAGAGAGUCUCUCGGGAGGCUGGAUUAGCCAUAAGUUGUGGUGAACCAGGGUAAAUUCGGUGUGCCUCUUACUCUUCUCUUUACUUCUCAUUUGAAUUUUUAAUUCCUGCGAUUUCUACAAACAAACGCUAUUCACCCCCCCUCUAGCGUUGGUCUAUUAUUCUAACAAUUGGUAUUAGAGCCUAACUCGCGUCCAAACUUAACCGUUUGAGAGUAAAGCGAUCAUGGGUUCUUCUUCUGGAAAUCUUUAUGCAGGGAUCGGAGAAGGUCAAUCAACUUCUAGGCCACCACUCUUUGAUGGCACCAACUACACAUAUUGGAAAGAGUGGAUGAGAAUUUAUAUCCGCUCAACCAACUUCGAGUUGUGGUUGGUCAUCAAGAAUGGCGAAGAAAUGCCAAUGAAGAAGGUUGGUGAAAAACUCGUCCCAAAGACCGAGGACGAAUUUGAUGCCGAAGACGUAAAAAAGGUGGAGAACUACGCCAAGGCAAUCAACAUGCUGUACUGUGCGGUCAACCCCGUUGAUUAUCGCAAGAUCUCUUGCUGCACCAUUGCCAAAGAAAUGUGGGACAAGCUGGAGGUCACAUACAAAGGUACGGCCCAAGUUUGGGAAGCCAAAAUUGACUUCCUAAUGCAGGAGUACGAGAUGUUUAUGAUGAAGGAAGGCGAAAAGAUCAAUGACAUGUUCGAUCGGUUUUCCAAGAUCAUCAAUGACCUUCAUGCCCUCAAGAAGACUUACACCAACAAGGAUUUCACAAAGCAAGCAAACAUACGGGAUUAUUAUGAAUCUCAUGGAGAUCAAUAUGAUUAUGGCCAACAUGGGCCUACGUACGACUACCAGCCUAAUCCAUAUGAGGAAGAGCUUCGAGGGGCCGAGAAUAGGAGUGAAGAACUUGAUGAGGAAUUAAUGAACGAAGAUCCAUCCUAUCAACCCCCUCCCCUCCACAAUUAUAAUGACCACUCUGUUGCAUUCAAGCUUGAAUGGAACAAGAGGGCCAUUGAGUGGAGAUUUAACCAAAUUGCCCAACUCCGAGAAGAAAGAGCUCAACGUGAAAGGGAUGCGAAGGAAUUUUACGAUAAAGAAAAUGAGGUCAGGGAACUUGAUCGAUUAUUAGCAAUGCACAACGUAUUUUUCAUGUCCCCUGCGUAUGAUCGAGAAUGGGAGCCGCAUCAACUUGAUCAAGAAGAGAUUUACCUAGACCCUAUUCUCGAAGAUUCACAAGAACCUGCGCCAGCACAGGAACCUGAGUAUAGCAUGACCCAGCCGUUGCUCACUCAGGCUAUUGUGAUGGAAUUACCUGAAUGCCCUCCUAGCGGCAAGGUCGUACAUAAGGUGGAACCAACUAAGGAAUCUGACUCAGAACCACCUCUACAAUCCCCAAUAGAAGAAAAGGAUGAGGAAAAUGUCCCCGUGACAAUAGACUCACCUCUUCUUAUCUGUGUUGAAGACAUACCUCCAGAGGAACCUAUUCUGGAGGAAAUAGAGCCCACUACCUACCCCCUAGAUUCCAAAGAGUCUAAAGAGGAAUCUAUAGACGAGAAAAUACUUUUCUCAGAAGAUCCAACUCCGUCUAUAGAAACCUCUGUAAUUAAUGCUUCACCAGUAGACUUUGACAAAUCUUCUUCGACUCACUACUUGGCGGGGGUACAAGACGUCAUAGUCAUUGAGCCACAAUUGGAUAGACAACCCAUUAAAGGUUCGAUAGAAAUCAAUCUAGCAACUAAGGCCAAUGUUGUGGAUCUAUUGAGGAUACCUCCGCCACCACCCACCAAUUACAAGUCUCCUCUGUUUAUCCUGCUGCCACCUAGCCGCAAGGAGAAGUCAAGGAUCCUGGACCUUGGCUAUGCAAAUUGUCAAUCAAGGUUGCAUCAGAAAAGUAUGGACGCUGCUUGGAUGAUACCACAUGGUGAUCAACGCACGUUGCGCGACCUGGACGCUCUGCCAUUCACCUCCGAUGAAGCCAAAAAGAAGUUCUUGAUCUGGGGAAAUCAAAAGUCACUCCAGCCCCCGUUGGUGUUAGACCCUGCGACCCUGAUUGAGAGUGGAUACUGGGAAGAAAUUGACGAGUUUCUCUAUGAUCCAAAGUGGAGAGUCCUGCUUUUCCUGCGCGCAGCAGCCAGCCUAGAGCUCACCGUGGAAUUCCUAUGUUCCCUCCAAUUUUUCAAUAAAGAGGAGGAAGUCAAGGCUCCAGCCAAAGUCACCUACGCUACUACGAUUCCGGUGAACGUGGCAACAUUCGUAGCACGGUUCUUGUUUGGGCAGUCCGACACGGAGGACCAAGGCGUUUUGUGUGGACCCCUGGUGACUCUGCUGGCCCAAGGAUUAAAGAUGCAAGUUGCCAAUGUAAUUCCUGAGCCUCUUAGCGUCUUCCGUCCUCAUGUGGGCUACCUAGUGCAGAUCGCAUACAGCAAGAAGGACGAAGAGGAGCGCCCCAAGAAGCAGAGGACCAUUCCGAUGACACUCCGUGAGCUCUCACACGCCAUAUUUGCUUUUCAAGACUCGGUGGAAUCCCGCCUGGGGAAGAUUGAGGUCAUGGUCGAGACGCAACAAUGGCAGGUUGAGGAGAUAAUGGACUUCGUCGUGGAGCAGAGGGUGAGGAAGGAGCGAAAGGCCAAGCUUAAAGAGGACGCGAAGACAAAGAAGCAUUAGGGACAGUGAAGAUCCCUAUUUACCUUAUUUCAUUUAUUUAGUCGUGACUGGUUAUUUUAUUUCAAUUUCCCAUUAUGUGCCCGUUUUUAUGACUGUUA